AUGUUGGGUGGCUUACUGAAGGCACUGAGCAGUGACUCCUAUGUGGAACUCAGCGAGUACCAGGACCAGCAAUUCCAGGGCGACAAUGAAGAACAAGAAAAGUUACUGAAGAAAAGCUGUACAUUGUAUGUUGGAAAUCUUUCCUUUUAUACAACUGAAGAACAACAGAUUUACGAACUUCUCAGCAAAAGUGGUGAUAUAAAGAAGAUCGUCAUAGGUCUGGAUAAAAUGAAGAAAACAGCAUGUGGAUUCUGUUUUGUGGAAUACUAUUUAAGAGUAGAUGUGCAGACUGCAAUGAGGUACAUAAACGGAACUCGUCUGAAUGACCGGAUCAUAUGGACAGACUGGGAUGCAGGCUUUCAGGAGGGCAGGCAGUAUGGACGUGGAUGGUCUGGAAGUCAGGUUCAGGACGAGUAUUGGGAGGACUACGAUGCUGGAAGGCUAUGGAAACUGGCACAAAAACAGUGA
Molecule: messenger RNA, 468 nt
Organism: Mus caroli (Ryukyu mouse)
Lineage: Eukaryota; Metazoa; Chordata; Mammalia; Rodentia; Muridae
Product: nuclear cap-binding protein subunit 2-like
Biological process (GO): mRNA cis splicing, via spliceosome
Cellular component (GO): nuclear cap binding complex
Molecular function (GO): RNA cap binding
Source: RefSeq, a predicted model, not a curated record